CCUUUCAACGCUCCAGCUCUCCCACACAGCCGCGGUGAAACUCCUCAUUUUUUUUUCUUAAGCUUUGCACCACGUAACCAACGAAGGACUGCUGCUUAAUCCCCAGCUCUUGGACCGGUUGUUGUUCAGUGUAUGCCGUUGUCUGAACCGUUCCGUCACUGGCAAGCCUCUCAGUAAAGUCGUGUGCCCUCUGAAGACCUCCGGAUAGUCCCCCCAGGUAGAAAAAUGGAGUCUUCAACAUUUUUGCUGUCCAACCAGACAUCAGAGGACUGCGAACCAGUGGAGAACACUGUUGAAAACAUGCUGUUUGGAGGCUUUUACAUCCUGAUUUUCUUCCUAGCACUGAAUGGUAAUGGUCUAGCUCUCUGGAUCUUCUCUCGCCAGCGUGGCACAUCCUCCCCUGCUAAUGUCUUCCUGCUACAUUUAGCCAUGGCAGACCUGUCAUAUGUGAUCAUCCUGCCCCUGAGAGCCACCUACCACUUCACUGGAGGUCACUGGCCCUUUGGUGAGGUACCUUGCAGAGUAGCUGGCUUUCUGUUUUAUGUUAACAUGUAUGCCAGCCUGUACUUCCUGGCCUGUGUAGCGGGGGACCGGUACCUUGCUGUGGUUCAUGCUGUCAGGUCGCUGAAGAUUCGCCGUGCCCGCUAUGCCCAUAUCAUCAGCUUCUCCCUGUGGGCCCUGGUCACUGUCUCCAUGGCGCCCCUGCUGGUCACCCGUCAGACUGCAGAGGUAGACGGCACGACGGUGUGCCUGCAACUGUACAGAGAGAAGGCCUCAUGGCGUGCACUCAUCUCGCUGGCUGUGGCCUUCAUCCCACCAUUCCUAGCAACCCUAUCCUGUUACCUGCUCAUCAUUCAAAGCCUACGCAAAGGCUCAAGGCUGGAGCCAGCCCUCAAAUUGAGGGCCCUGCGCACCAUAGGCCUGGUAAUGCUCAUCUAUGUGAUCUGUUUCCUGCCAUAUCAUGCCAGCAGAGCCACUUUCAUCCUGGGCUACGGCCACCCUGAUGUCUCCUGCGUGACACAGAGGGGACUGAGCUUAGCCAACCGCCUCACUUCCUCCCUCACGUGUCUGAAUGGUGCCAUGGACCCACUAGUCUACUUGUUUGGAGCGGAGAAGUUUCGUGGCACCAUGAAACGGCUGUUUUGCGGGGAUAAGGCAGGGGUCUCAGGAGCCACCAGUGGAGAGCUGAAGGGAACGCAUGAGAGCUCGCUGAGUGCAAAGUCCGAGUUUUAAGGU
Lampris incognitus (smalleye Pacific opah) is the source of this 1236-nucleotide messenger RNA. RefSeq names its product G protein-coupled receptor 17 (gene gpr17). The record is from RefSeq and is a predicted model, not a curated record. Gene Ontology annotation, biological process: phospholipase C-activating G protein-coupled receptor signaling pathway; positive regulation of Rho protein signal transduction. Gene Ontology annotation, cellular component: membrane. Lineage: Eukaryota; Metazoa; Chordata; Actinopteri; Lampriformes; Lampridae. Bases 226 to 1233 code for a protein of 335 amino acids. Gene Ontology annotation, molecular function: G protein-coupled receptor activity. The transcript has 2 exons.